GACGUCGUAAAGGCCACGUAGUGUGUUGCCAAGGUGGUAAGCCGAGAGCGAGCAAGAGCUGCGGCUUAGUUGAAUGGAGGAAGGUGAGGUAGCGGCCACCGGCGCGGAGGGAGCAGGCGAGGAAGAGGAGGGGCCUGCGGCUUCCGCCCCUUCCUCAAGCCCUUUCCCCGCGGGCAAGGAGGCCGUCCGCCUCACCGAGUCAUGCUGACCGCGGCUUGGCUGUGCAGAGGCGCCGCCUGCAAGUGGAGCGUCCUGAGGAGCGCCAGCCCGGCACGGCCCGUCGCGGCCACCGUAGCGGCGGCAGGGGCCGCGGCCAUCGUCGCGCGCCGCAGCAACAGCCGCUCUCGAGCGUCGCUCGCGGCCUCCUCGUUGGCCGGCCUCGCGGCGCCCUCUCCCCCCUCUUCGCCGUGCGGGAGCCACCGGCGGUUACUGCGCGUGCGCGAGCGUAGCUCGGAACUCUUGGUCGGCCGAACCUCAGCCGGCGGCUUCCCUUCUGGCGGAGCAGGACAGCCAAGGCGCUCUCGCAGCAGCGAUGAAGGAGCCUCUCGGCCGCCGGGAAAGUCCUCGGAGCUGGACGCUGGGAGAGCGGACCGAGAGCGACGCGCCGAACUGUAUGAAAACCCCUGGACAGUCCCGAACUUACUUUCGAUGGCAAGGAUUGGCCUGGCACCAGUUUUGGGCUACUUGAUUGUUGAAGAAGAUUUCAAUAUUGCGUUGGGUGUAUUUGCCCUGGCUGGCAUCACCGAUUUGUUGGAUGGCUUUAUUGCACGGAACUGGGUCAGCCAAAAAUCUGUACUGGGGAGCGCCUUGGACCCUCUGGCUGAUAAAGUACUUAUUAGUGUCCUAUACAUUAGCAUGACUUACGCGAAUCUUAUUCCAGUUCCUCUUACUUCUAUGAUCGUUGUAAGGGACAUUGCGUUAAUUGCUGCUGUUUUUUAUGUACGGUACAGAACGCUUCCUCCACCAAGAACGCUUAGUAGAUAUUUCAAUCCGUGUUAUGCCACUGCUCAGUUAAAGCCGACAUUUAUUAGCAAGAUGAACACAGUAGUACAGCUAAUCUUGGUGGCAGCUUCGUUAGCAGCUCCAGUUUUCAAUUAUGUGGACAGUGUAUAUCUUCAAACGUUAUGGUGCAUCACGGCUUUCACAACGGCAAUGUCUGCAUACAGUUACUAUCAUUAUGGCCGAAAGACAGUUCAGGUGCUAAACAACAAAUGAAGUCUUGCGGCGUGGCUGCUCGUGACCCAUUGGGCUUACCUUGGAAUGGUGUUGCCUGCGGCACAUCUGGACAGUGGAUAAAAGGACGUUCUUUUUGAAUAAUUUUGUCUCAGUGUCCUCACAACAGAGCUAAUAUGAAGUUAAUAUGAAGUUUCGAUCAUGUAAAUACGCAGAAUUUUCAAUGUAAUUUUUCAGUUUGUUACAAAUAAAAUAUAAUUUUGUACGUUAGUGUACUUAAAACACAUGUGGAGGUGAGUGCCUGAUGUCAUGUGUUUUGCAGAUGGGUUUUCAGACGCCUGCAGUUCAUUUCGGAGGGUUUGAAGUAGUUGCUCUGCUCCCUUUGGUAGGUCUGAAUUGAAACUAGUCUGUCAUGGAAUACUUGGCACAAGCAGAGCCCAGCUGAAUUGGAAUGGGGUAAAUAGUAGCAUUCCUUCUACUAACUGAGGCAU
Messenger RNA from Gekko japonicus, 1664 nucleotides. RefSeq names its product cardiolipin synthase 1 (gene CRLS1). Bases 202 to 1215 code for a protein of 337 amino acids. Gene Ontology annotation, molecular function: cardiolipin synthase activity. The transcript has 7 exons. Gene Ontology annotation, biological process: cardiolipin biosynthetic process. The record is from RefSeq and is a predicted model, not a curated record. Gene Ontology annotation, cellular component: mitochondrion; membrane. NCBI's taxonomy places the organism in Eukaryota, Metazoa, Chordata, Lepidosauria, Squamata, Gekkonidae.